Adineta ricciae is the source of this 564-nucleotide messenger RNA. NCBI's taxonomy places the organism in Eukaryota, Metazoa, Rotifera, Eurotatoria, Adinetida, Adinetidae. The record is from the annotation of a GenBank genome assembly.
AUGGCAGAUAAAAGUGCAACUCGUUCUCGCAGAACCGGUGGUGUUCGAUUCUCCAAUGAUACAACAGAUUCUUCCGACGAUCACGAAGAACAUCCAUCUAGAAAUGAAUUCGAUUGGGAAGAAAAUUGUGCGAAUGAAUGUUCAUUUGAUUUAUAUUUUGGCAUUUUAAAACUUUCUCAUAUCUACUCAAUGACUUUCCACAUCAUUUUUCGUGACAAUCCAGUCGAAUUAGAAUCGAUUGUUGAUCAUCACGAUGCUCGUGGCUUACAAUUAACCGUGAACAAAUACGAAAAUUCUCAUUCAGAUCGUCGAGUCAGUUAUGAAGUUGAACUUGUGAUCAAUGCUGAUAUAAUUCCUGGUCCAUUCCAUCGAACUUUUUUAUUGAAAGAAGUUUCUCAAAAGAGAUCAGUGACAGUCAACGUGAAAGGAAAAAUUCUACGUGAAAAUCAAGGCACGGCGAUAUUGAGGCACGCUGUUCACAUUCCCAUUAGAUGGCUUUUAUUAUCACCCGAUUUUGUAAUCGAACGAUCAGUUUAUAUCGAUCGUAAACUUCAAUUAUUUUAG